AUGCGUUCUUUCAUCCUUCUCUUCCUGGCCUCCAUUCUCGCCGUCGCUUCUGCUGCUCGGAUGUCUUGCGCCAACCAAGGUUUGCUGAAGAAGCCGAAGCCGCCUCGAUUGGGCCCAGGAUUGGAGCUCAGUGAUGGGGAUUGGAUGUUCAGGAUGACAGCAGGACUGAAAAUACAUCUGUCCUGGAAUGUAGGAACUUUGAAGCUGUACAACGUGAUCAAAGUGACCACAUACAGGCAAUGGGUACCUUGGGGUUUGAACAAGAGUGAUAUUGUGGUGCAAGACUAUGGCAAGAUGGGCUCAGCUGGCACAUUGUUGAAAAAGCCAAAGAAGAUGAGCAUGGACAUUACACCUGAUGUCGACCAUGGAGUGCUUGGUAGUCAGGCCCACUGGGCGCAAGCUGCACCCAGCCAGUACCACCUGCCUGAACAAGAACACAUGAGAGCCAGCAAGAGAUGGCUGGACAUCAGGGAGGUGCUGUCAGCAGCAGCUCUUGAAGCAGUGCAAUGCAUGAGCAUUGCCUUGGCACCAGUUGCUGUCCCUGGGUUGAGGAGGCUGCCUAGGCUCUCCACUGCAGAUGGACUAACUCGUAAGUUUGCCAUCAAUGUGAGGGUGUGGGAAGUCAAGGAGGAGAAACAGGCAACAGACAGGAAAUGGAAGAGGUCAUGGGUAUUGGUGAUCUUGCUUGAUCUAAUGACAUACCAAAUUGAGUGCACAUGUGUUCAAGAGGCAGCAGAAGGAUUCUGGCGGGUCCCACAUAAGUUCCAACUCAUCCUGGAGGAGCAUGCUGUGAUCACAGAGGUGAACGAGAUCAUCAAUGUUCUUGCUGUUGUGGUUCACGUUGGUUGGGUCAUGAAAGGAGGUCCUGUGAAAACUGGGUGCAUGGAGCUCUGCAUGUUUGACCUGUUCCAGAACAUGUUCAAACAAGCUGAGAACAGGGUGAUCAGAAUCAAGGGUGUUGUUGUUGACAUGCUGGAUGGGCCUUGCUUGAAGACACAGAAGGGACACAUAUGGUUCAUUUUUCAAGACAGGAAUCUGGGGUACAAAAGGCUCAUGGAAUGGUACAAAGACGCUGACCCAAAGGAAUGGCAAACAAUCACUGGGUCAUUCUCAGCAGAUGGGUUUCCUGAAAGUGACAUCACAAUACCCAAUGAGACCAUCAUGAUCAAAGCAGUGCAAGUUCCCAAGCUUGGGCUGACGUUGAAGAAGACAUUCAAGGUUAUCACAAAGGUACUCAUAGAGGACUACAAGGAUUACUUAUAUGAGGAUUGUCCAUAUGAAGACUGCAAUAAGAAAACUCCAACUGGCAAUGUGUAUGUUUGCCCUACAUGUGACAUGCCAUACAUCAUGCCAGGAAUCAAGUUCAGAUUGAAUGUUGAGAUCGAAGAUGAAAUGGGGAAACAAUGGGUGAACACAUUCAAUGGUGCAUGUAUGGGGCUUUUCAAGCAGUCAGCUCUGCAGAUGCAUACCUGGCAAGAUUCAAAAGAGGCAACCACAAUGAAUAUUCUUCCUAUACCAUAUAAGAAGUAUGCUAUUGUCAUUCACCACAAGUCAGAUGAGUUUGGCAAGAAGAAGGGUCACCCAACGUGGAUUGCAUUGAAGUUCAUAGAGAUCAUGGAAAGAUGCAAUAAGUUUGGCAUUGUCAGCAUUGAUGGCUCUCUCAAUGUGUUCCUUGUCCAAGUUGCACUGGCACUCAUUAAGAAACAGAUGAGGAAGGGAAACAGGGAGCAAACCUAUUCAAAACCAGUGAGACAUGGCAGCCAGAAUAACAUGAGAGCCAAUCAUGCACCUGAGAGAGAAACAGACACAUGGCAGGAAGAGCAUGGCCACCAUGGGAGAAUGGUGGAAAGGUGCCAACAGCAGUAUUGGGAUGAGGGAAAGACAGAUGAUGCCAGUAGGCUGGAUGAUCAAGCACAUGAUCCACUGGAUCUGAAUGGUUGGAUGCCAUUGUGA
Molecule: messenger RNA, 1953 nt
Organism: Dacryopinax primogenitus
Lineage: Eukaryota; Fungi; Basidiomycota; Dacrymycetes; Dacrymycetales; Dacrymycetaceae
Exons: 14
Coding region: 1-1953 (650 amino acids)
Source: RefSeq, a predicted model, not a curated record